Messenger RNA from Daldinia loculata, 3542 nucleotides. Its product is annotated as Zn-dependent exopeptidase. The transcript has 3 exons. NCBI's taxonomy places the organism in Eukaryota, Fungi, Ascomycota, Sordariomycetes, Xylariales, Hypoxylaceae. Gene Ontology annotation, molecular function: carboxypeptidase activity. The record is from RefSeq and is a predicted model, not a curated record. Bases 478 to 3165 code for a protein of 895 amino acids.
AAAUCUGUAUACCUAAAUCUGAUGAUAGUUUCCGUCUUUUAGUAGAUCCUUGCAUGUAUACAGUCCACUAGUAGCAGUACUGCCCGCGUGCUCCGCAAUUGGUAGCAGCACUAGUCUGGGAGAGAGAGACUGAUCUUGAAUUCAGAACACCGUUGAGACAUCAUAAUCCCCAACUACUUUAUUUUCGCCUCAUGUUUUUUUUUUGAUAAUCUCUUAAUAAAUCAAUUCUCCUAGGUUUCCCUCCAAUGACCACCGCGGUGGUACUUGGUCUUAUGCCUGCCUUAUUUUCUUGAUUUCAAAUUCCUACUCCAAUCAAUUUCACUCCUUUAUCGUGACUCGACUUUUAACCACUCGUUUAAUCACUGCGACAAGCAAUUAAAUAAAUAUCUACGCGUACUCACCAGACAUAUCCUAUUUUAGAAUCCCGACCUUUGAGUCUUAUUACCCGCGAUACAUCAAUGACGUUGUACUACCAAGAUGCCCUCCGAAAAGUCUCAGUAUAUACCACCACCACCUAUACCCACAUACGAUGAAGCGACCGGCGGUCAUCCUGGAUCUUCUCGGCCGGACUGGCCCCCGCCUUCUUCGCCCAUAGAUACAAGACCCGACCAUGAGACCGAAGCGCAAUCCCUCCUUUCUUCACGUCCUAGGCAGGCCGACUCGUCGAGACGUGCGCCCCAAGGGUACCGACCUCCGUAUGUAGAAUCCGACGACGAAGGGUCGCAAUGGACCCUCGACGAUGAGGAAAGUGAGGACGGCGAGGACGCGCAGGUUCGGCGCGAAAUGCAGGAGCUGGAAGUUGAGGACCCGUUAGGCGAAUCGAGUUCAAGAUCAUCAUCUUCUUCAUGGAGGAAACGGAUAGCAUCCUCAUUACCGCAAUGGAAGUGGCGAUGGCGGCUCCCUAGAUUUACUGUUCGAUUACCUCGACAGACCGAUGCCGCAAGUAAUGCCGAUACGGAAUCUAGCGAGACGAGGACAAGAUUUAGGCUGCCGAGUAUCAACAGCGCUGCUGCUAUACUUCUGGUCGGUAGGUUGCUUGCGGUUUUCCUCAUCCUAGGUUUCCUGUACCUCUUAUUCAUGAGUGACCUCUUCACGAACAUGACGAGGCGCAUUGGCGGCCACAUGUUCGACCCUGAAGCUGUUCGUCAAUACGUACAGGGUGAAGUCAACUCAGACAUGCUGAGGAACACGUUGAAGCACUUUACGGGCUACGCGCACAUCGCGGGGACUGAAGGUGACUACGCGCUUGCGAUGGACGUGCGGAAUGACUUCAUGAAAUAUGGCCUAGAGGAAGUUACAGUAGACGACUACUAUGUGUACCUGAAUUACCCGAAAGCCGGCGGUAGAGCUGUCGAAAUAAUGUCCGAGGAUGGCAAGGAGGCCAAGUGGAAAGCUGCCCUUGAAGAGGAGGAAGUCGUUGAAAAGACGGCGGGCCGCCAGACAUUUGUGUUUCAUGGUCAUUCUAAAGCAGGUGACGUGAGAGGACCACUAAUAUAUGCCAACUACGGAUCGAGAGAGGAUUUCAAGAGGCUUUCUGAUAAGGGUGUUAACACUAAGGGCGCAAUUGCGCUCGUACGUUAUUACGGCACACAGGGUGAUCGGGCCUUAAAGGUUAAGGCCGCCGAAAUGGCCGGGUUUGCCGGAUGCAUCAUCUAUAGCGACCCGGCGGAAGAUGGCUUCUUAAAGGGGGAGCCAGCCCCUCUUGGACGAUAUAUGCCCCCGGAUGGUGUUCAACGAGGAGCGGUUAGCCUGAUGAGUUGGGUUGUGGGAGACGUACUCACACCUGGUUGGGGAAGCAAGAAAGGCCUGCCACGAAUGAAGACGGAGCAGACGACUGGUCUCGUUAAGAUCCCGAGUCUUCCUCUCGCCUGGCGUGAUGCCCAGGUGCUUCUACAACAUAUCCAGGGCUUUGGCGAACCGUGCCCGGACGACUGGCGGGGUGGUAUACCGGAAGUUGAGUGGUGGACGGGAAACUCCUCGUCGCCGGUUGUGCGAUUGAAGAAUGAACAGGACGAAGAAGAACAACAGGAGAUAUGGAAUGUCUAUGGUAAAAUUGUUGGCGUCGAACAGAACGAAAAAUCCAUCAUUAUCGGCAAUCACCGCGAUGCCUGGACUUUUGGUGCAACCGAUCCAAAUUCGGGUACGGCUGUUAUGCUGGAAGUUGCGCGCAUCUUUGGCGAUCUUCUAGCUAGGGGCUGGCGACCGCUUCGUACGAUUGAGUUUAUGAGUUGGGAUGCCGAGGAGUACAACCUGAUCGGCAGCACCGAGUUUGUUGAACAGAACAUGGAGAUUCUCCAGAGGAGUGCCUUCGCAUAUAUCAACCUUGACACUGCAGUUUCGGGCCAGGAGUUCCAUGCCGCCGCAUCUCCGAUGUUCCGCAAAGUCCUCUAUAAGGUGAUCGACAGAGUCUUCGACCCCAUCCUAAAUGCUACGCUUCGCGCGUUGUGGGAUGAACGCAAUGGGGAGCUUGAAGGGCUUGGUGCUGGCAGUGACUACGUGGCAUUCCAGGAUAUGGCGGGUACUAGCUCUAUCGAUAUUCGAUUCGAUGGGGCUGCCCAUCCUUACCAUUCUUCGUACGAUAAUUUCGAGUGGAUGGACCGUGUUGGAGACCAAGGGUUCAUAUACCACAACCUGCUUAGCCAAGUUCUUGGGCUUCUUAUCCUAGAACUAUCUGACAAGCCGAUAUUGCCCUUUGAUAUGGGUAAUUAUGCGCUCGCUCUCGGCCGAUAUCUGGGCGCUCUAUGGCAAUGGGCCGAAGAUAAAGGUGUUAACGGACACUUCAAUCUAGAACCCAUCAAAAACGCAAUUCAGGAGGUUGAAAAGGCUGUUACUAAAUUCGAGAAAUGGGAGACGGACUGGCAACAAAGCGUAGUGGCAUCAAACGGCUGGGAGCCAGUAGGGUUAACCCAACGGAGAGGUGACUACAAUAGCCGCAUGGCGAAUUUCGAGACCGGAUUACUGGACUUAGAGAACGGCGGUGGAAUUCCAAACCGAACUCAGUUCAAGCACGUUGUCUUCGGUCCACAGUUGUGGUCCGGGUAUGACGAGGCCUACUUCCCGGCUAUUCGGGACGCCGUCGACGCGGAAGAUUGGCCGUUAGUCCAAAAUAUUAUCGACAAAACUGCUCGUAUCAUAAGGGAUGCCGCCAAGGCGCUGAUAGAAUAAGAGGCUCGAAACGCUCAUGCUUUUAGGAGCUUCUUGUAGGUCAUGGAUGCAUUGUUCGGCGUUAGUGGGAAAUUUGGAAGGGGAUCACCAUUGUAUUGUACCUAUAGGUGGUUGAGUCUUAUUACAUCGACCUAGAUUACUUCAGGGUAUCAUCACAUAACUCGAGGCUCGGCUGGGAACAAGACUCGAAGAUUUCAUUAGAAAAGAUGAAUUCAUGGUCUUGAGGAAAUAAACAAUAUGUGAAUUAACUUUUACAACUCGUUCAGUACAAGAAGCUAGAAGCUAUGAUCUGAUCAGGGGUAUAACAGUCCAGAAGUCCGACCCAAUGAAAACAGCGAACCAUGGCCGAUAUCGAAUAUGCCCAACGAGUGGAAACU